This is a messenger RNA of Maniola jurtina (meadow brown), 1839 nucleotides long. RefSeq lists its product as uncharacterized. The record is from RefSeq and is a predicted model, not a curated record. Lineage: Eukaryota; Metazoa; Arthropoda; Insecta; Lepidoptera; Nymphalidae. Gene Ontology annotation, biological process: intracellular signal transduction; cell surface receptor protein tyrosine kinase signaling pathway. The transcript is spliced from 6 exons. Bases 205 to 1743 code for a protein of 512 amino acids.
UGCCUCGCGAACAGCACGGCUCUAAACUAAACGAUGCAUCGUUUAGUUUCAAUAGAAGUAGUACUAUUUCAAUGAAUAAUAAUAUAUAGUAAUGUAUAGUAAUGUAGUACGUGAUUAAGGUAUAGAUGUGUUUAGUGUGACUAAACUGAUGACUAAUAAAAAUAUAAACAGUUGAACUAAAUGUGGUAUCAAAAAGUGUAAAAUAUGGCGCUAAAAGUGGAAGAUUUGAAAAUUAGUGAUGUGGUGAAAUUGUUAGAGUUUUGGGGGAUGGCAGAGUUUGUGGAAUUUGUGAAGGAGAAGGAUAUUAAUGGACUAAAAUUAUUAGAAACAUCAGAAGGACUAGUGAAUACAUGGCGUCCAAACGCUAACGCUAAGAAAUUAAUACAGUUCAUACAAGAAAUAAAGCAAAACCCUCAAAAAUAUCUAAGCUGUAUCGAUGACGUCAUCACGAUCAAAGAGACGAAUCUAUGCAGUGACAGUCAGUAUCAAACUGUAAGUAUUAGAAAGAUAAGCCAACAGGAAAACACUAACAACCGAGUAGAAGAAAUCUUGAAAAAAAUCACAGCACCAAAAAGCUUUCUAUACAGACAUCAAACGAAACGACAGAAAAGAUCUGUAACUUCAUACGUACCUAUGAAUGUUAACACAGAAAAGAAGCCCAAGAACUUUUUCCGACUAAGCUCAUACGACUACCCCAUUUUCGAUCUAAAAAAGCGUUUUUCAAAAAUAGAGAAUUGUACUGAUAGAGGUUACUAUCCAGUCAAUAAAGUUCCUAAAGAAGUCAGGCCUAAAUAUAAAUCUAUGAACUCUGCUGAAGAAUUUACAGACAAACUACCAGAAGAUCAUUUCUAUGAAGACUUAUGUUACAAUGAUCUUAAAGAAGACAAUAAUACAAAAGCAUUUAACCCUCAAAGUAACCAAGUGAAACCUUGUAUGGUAAAAAUACAGGAACUAUUUCAAUCGUUCAAACUACCAUUUUUCAAAAAAGCUGAAGAGGAAGUGGUACAGAAAUCUCAAGAUAUACAAGAUGCAGGGAGAGAAAAGGAUGCAAAUAUAUAUGAGAACUCUGUGAAUAUGUAUGACUCUAUACAUGUGGCUACAGAGCAGGAUGUAAAUACUUUGAAGAAAGAAGACACUCAUGCAGGUCUGGCAGUGGAGGAGUACCUGGUGCCCGUGCAGGUGGAGAAGGACUACUGCGACGUGUGCCUGAAGCAGAAGGACGACUCGCUUCUGGGCUACAUCAUGAACUACUUCGAAAGCCGCUUUGGCAUUCGACGAGAAACAAAUGAUGCCGCCCAAUCAGAAGAAUCGGAAACGGAGCCAUCUUGUGAGCGGGAAUGGGAGCGGAAGAUCAACAUGGCUGCCAGGCCACUUCCGGUGCCCGUGGAGAACGAGCCUUACUACAUGAACAUAGAUAGAACUGAGGCCGAGAACCUCUUGACUGGUCAGCCUGAUGGAACUUACAUCUUGAGGCCUUCGAGUCAGCCGAAUCACGCAUACACCCUGAGCGUCGCCUGCGCAAACUCGGUGCACAACGUCGGAGUGAGGAGACGUCCAGACGGCCGCUUGGCUCUCGGCUUCGCGCGUCGCGGUGAAAGAAGCUUCACCAGCGUCACUUCCCUGUUACGUCAUCACAAAAAACGACGCUUGCUGUUAGUAGCAGCCGGGGGACUGAUCGGAGCCACCACGCUGAACGAAACUCCUCAGUAUUACCAAACGCCUAGUAAUAUUCCUAUUUUGUGACAAUGAGUAAUAUUAAACGGCAAGGAAUUAUCUCAAAUUCAAAUUCAAAAUAUUUUUAUUCAAUUAAACUUUUACAAGUGCUUUUGAAUCGUCAAA